AUGUUCCUGUGCAAAGGUGUGACCUUCUCCGAGGCCCAGCAAGCCGACCUGGCCUGCCGCGGGGUCGCUCCCAUGCCGCGGGAGAUGGCUUUCCCUGUGCCGAAGGGGGAGAAGUGGCACGACCUCUACGACUACAUCAGGUUCCCAUCCGAGGGGUCCAAGCUGCCGUACGACUCCAUCCAGAAGAGCUCCCGCUCCUCCUGUCACCCAGGUGGCCAAGUCUCGGAGGACCCCGUCCAGCAGCUGCCCCAGCCGGUGACGCUCACCAAAGCAGUCCGCGACCGACUGUCCCUCGUCCAUCAGAUAACCAGUCCCAAAGCUAUGCCGCGUCGGUGUCCUGUAAUUACGAAAAGCAUCCCUGAGGUUCACCUGACAACCCCAGGGCCUCCAAGAGCCGUGCCUGCUGCGGACCAGGAGCUAGAGAAGAACCAGAGACCGCACAGUGCGGGGGACGCUGGGCAGUCGCCGUCAGUCAGCGAUGGUGGCAUCCACGUGUACGCUCACCAGAGGAGCGAACGAACCACCCGCGCCACCCGCAGCGGCUCAGAGGAGAGGCUCUUACCAGAUCCCAUCCUGAAGCUGAGAAUGAUUAUUGGCUUCGGAGGCUGCAGCACCAAGCGGGCGCUGUGGACUCGGAACAACGCUGCGGUGGUCUACCCCUGCCACGCUGUUAUUCUGACCCUGCAGGUCCAGACCGGAGAGCAGAGGUUCUUCAUUGGACACACGGAUAAGGUGUCGGCGCUGGCCUUCAACGGGAACAGCACCUUGCUGGCUUCCGCGCAGGCCGGUCCCCCGAGCGUGGUGCGCCUCUGGGACUUCCCGACGGGCAGCUGCCUCUCGGUGUUUAAAACCCACGUCCGCUCCCUCUUGUCCCUGAGCUUCUCCUACAGCGGAGCCGUGCUGUGUGGCGUCGGAAAGGACGGGCACGGCAAAACGGUGGUGGUGGUGUGGAAUGCUGCUCAGGUGACCCGUGGCGGAGAGGUGGCCGUGCUGGCCAAAGCGCACACAGAUGUGGACAUCCAGGCCUUGAAGAUUGCUUUUUUUGAUGACACCAGGAUGGUGUCGUGCGGCCGGGACAACGUCAGGCUGUGGCGAGUGCGGAGCGGAGCGCUGCGCUCGUGUCCCGUCAACCUGGGCGAGUACCAUUCCCUGGAGUUCACCGACCUGGCCUUCGAGGAGGGGCACGCGGCCGAGCGGGAGCCGGAGGACCGCACGCUCUUUGUCUGCAGCAAGAGCGGCCACGUCUUGGAGGUGGACUACAAGAACGUCUGCAUGAGGAGCGCGCGGCGGCUCCUGCCCGCACAGCCCCGGGGCUGCCAGCGGCAGGACAAGGCAGGCGGCGGCGCAGGCCCUGGGAUCGCUAUAAACAGUAUUAGCAUCUCCUCCACCUUCUGUGCCACGGGUUCAGAAGAUGGCUACCUGCGGCUGUGGCCACUGGACUUCUCAGCCGUUGUCUUAGAGGCGGAGCAUGAGGCUCCGGUGAGUUCUGUCUGCAUCAGCCCGGACAGCCGCAAAGUCUUGUGCACGACCGCUGCUGGCAAUCUGGGCUACCUGGAUAUCCAGUCACGGAACUAUAACACCCUCAUGCGCUCUCACGAGGACUCCGUUUUGGCGUUCUCGGUGGAGGGGAUUUGGAAGCAGAUGGCAACAGUGUCUCAGGACAAUACCAUCCGAGUCUGGGACCUCGUCUCCAUGCAGCAGCUGUACGACUUCACAGCUGCAGAGGAAACGCCGUGUGCUGUGGCCUUUCACCCUACCCAGCAGAUCCUGGCCUGUGGCUUUGACAGCGGGAUGGUGCGGACCUUCAGCUUGGCUGCCUCCGAUCUGCUGGUGGAGCACAAGCAGCACCGCACUGUGAUCACUGGACUGACCUUCUCUCCAGAUGGCAAUUUCAUGUUCAGCUCCUGUUUGCAGGGAACUCUGGCUCUUUACAGCUGUAUGGCGCAGAAAAGCCACGUCCUGAGAGUCCUGGGCAAUGUGGUGGCCCGGGACGCUGGGAGCGGUUCGGGUGCUUUGGUGGUCAGUGGGGACAGCCGUCUCUUGGCCUUCGUGGGUCCCUCCAAGUACGUUGUGACCGUGAUGGAGGCCUGCUCUCUAGAUGAGCUGCUGAGGGUGGACAUCAGCAUCCUCGAUUUGAACAGCACGGCCUUGGACUCUGCAGCCAGAGUCUGCUUUGCUCCAGUGCCUCGAGGCGAGCUCCUGGUGUCCACUUCUUCCAAUAAAAUCCUCGUGCUUGAUGCAAAAACGGGACGACUGGUGCGAGAGGUGUCUCCCGUUCACAAGCUGUCCUGUUCUUCCUUGGCGCUGAGCAAGGAUGGCAGGUACCUGCUCACCGCUGGCGGCAAAGUUAUCAAAGUGUGGGACUAUCAGAUGCGCUUCGAUAUCAACUUCCAGGUGUACAUUGGCCACUCGGAGCCAGUGCGCCAGGUGGCCUUUACCCCAGACCAACGGCACGUCAUCAGCGUGGGAGAUGCCAUCUUCCUCUGGGAUUUCCUGGCUCUGCCUGGCUCUGCGGGGAGUUCACCCCUCGCCGGGGCUCGUUCCUCCGAGUCCGCUCUGCAGCCGGGAGCAGGUAUUUUCUCCGAGUCGGACCGAGAGGAGGAAGCAGGUCUGCCAGGCAGCAGCAGGACGGUGGCGAAUGGAGUCAAAGAUGCCUCGGUCCUCGUGGUGGAGCCGGUCAGAAACGAGGAGCUUGUUGUCGUGAGGCCCAAAGUCAGGCAGGAGAGCUCGAGGUCUCCUGGAGAAUCAGCAAACGAACCCAGAAAGGAGACCAAAAGUCCCAAGUCCCAGUGCUCCGUCCGCCCAGAUUCCUACCGGCAUUUCACUCCUCGCUUUAAGGCAUCGGUGCUCCCCCAGAGUUUCUUAUCUCCUCCAGCUGGCAGUGAGGUCUUGAAGCUAAAAGCAGUGAUCGGCUACAACGGGAACGGCAGAGGGAAUAUGGUGUGGAACCCGGACACAGGCUUCUUCGCCUACACCUGUGGCUGCGUCAUCGUAGUUGAAGACCUGCACUCGGGAUCACAGAAUCACUGGCUUGGCCACGCGGAGGAGAUCUCUACGCUCGCCGUCAGCCACGAUGCCCAGGUUCUUGCCUCUGCCUCAGGAAAGAGGAAUGGAGACUCCCAUUGUCAGAUCUGCCUCUGGAACGUGCAGGAUGGGGUUUGCACAGCAAGUCUCUUCCAUCACGAGACGCAAGUACAAGCCAUGGCAUUCUCUCGGGAUGAUAGAUUCCUUCUUACCCUAGGGGACUACAGCGAUCAAACCAUUGCUCUGUGGAAUACCUACACGUACGAACUCAUGUCGUCGACUUGUAUCUCGGAGCCAGUCCAUGACGUGGCUUUUAGUCCUCUUUCUCACAGAGAACUGGCCUGCGUGGGGAAGGGAGCCGUGAUGUUUUGGCUAUUGGAGCAGCAGGGAGCUGAUGUCAACCUCAAGGUUCAUCGGGCCCCUGCCCCGGACGUGUUAGGGCCGGUGGAGCUGACCUCUCUCUGUUACGGUGCCGACACUCUUCUUUAUAGUGGGACUAACUCAGGCCAGAUCUGCGUGUGGGACACCGAGACUAAUUGCUGCUUCAUGACGUGGGAGGCCGACGAGGGCGAGAUCGGUGUGCUGGUGUGUCGGCGCAACAGGCUGGUGAGCGGCAGCAACACGAAACGCAUCCGCCUGUGGGCAGUGGCCGCCGUGCAGGAGCUGAGGCUGAAAGGUCCCGAUGCCAGCUCAGUCCUGCUAGAACAUGAGAUCACCCUCGACGGGACAAUAGUCAGUGCGGCCUUUGAUGACUCUCUAGAAAUGGGAAUUGUGGGCACCACGGCAGGAACCCUGUGGUACAUCAACUGGACAGAGAGCACAAGCAUCCGACUAAUCAGUGGCCACAAGAACAAGGUGACUGAAGUGUGCUUCAGUCCUGACGAGACUCACUGCGUAACGUGUGGGGAAGAUGGCAGCGUGAGGAUUUGGUCUCUGGGCAGCAUGGAGCUAGUGGUACAGUUCCAGGUGCUCAACCAGAGCUGCCAGUGCCUGGCCUGGAAGCCUCGCCCCAUCGUUGCGUGGGGAGCUGAGAGCCAGCAUGUAGUGGCAGGGGACAGUGAUGGCAAGAUCCGCGUGUUCAGCAUUUCCAGGACAGAGAUGGAGCUGAAAAUGCACCCCCAUGCCGUUGCGCUGACAGCAAUCGCCUACUCCACAGACGGAGAAAUGAUCUUAUCAGGGGGCAAGGACGGGCUCGUGGCUGUCAGCAGCCCUCGCACCGGAAUGACUAUCCGCGUCCUCGCUGACCACAAAGGCUCCCCCAUCACUGUUCUCCAGUGCACCAGGAAGCAGUACCGCGACUUUGGGGUGGAAGGAGGCGAGCUCUGGCUGGCCACCAGCUCGGACCGGCGGGUCAGCGUCUGGGCCUCCGACUGGCUGAAGGACAAGUGCGAGCUCCUCGACUGGCUCAGCUUCCCGGCUCCUGCCGGCCGCUGGGGCCCCUGCCACCUCCCGCCCAGCCUGGCCGCAUUCUGCCCUUGGGAACCCGGUACCCUGGUCUACGUCGGCUUUGGGGUGCAGAAGGAAGUCUUGUUUUACAGUCUGCGCAAGAAACAGGUAGUUGAGAAGAUCUCCUUGCCGUACUUCGCCACAUCGCUCAGCCUGUCUCCUGAAGCACGCUUCAUGGCUGUCGGCUUUGGCGCUGUUUGUAUCUGCCUGGGGAGGCAGUACGUCCGUCCAUCCCGCUCUGACAGCAGCUCCUGA
Pygoscelis adeliae (Adelie penguin) is the source of this 4725-nucleotide messenger RNA. RefSeq names its product WD repeat domain 90 (gene WDR90). Lineage: Eukaryota; Metazoa; Chordata; Aves; Sphenisciformes; Spheniscidae. The coding region runs from base 1 to 4725 and encodes 1574 amino acids. Gene Ontology annotation, molecular function: protein binding. Gene Ontology annotation, cellular component: centriole. The record is from RefSeq and is a predicted model, not a curated record. The transcript is spliced from 37 exons.